UUGCGUCAUGUAAAUCUAUAGAUAUAUGAAAUAUUACUAAUUAAUGCAUUGAUCAAUAUAUUUUUACUAAAGAAUCCAUUUCUUAUAUGCAAUAGUUUCGUGAUAAACUGAAUAGUAGGAAAAGUUCAAAAAACAGUUUAACCUUUUCGUUUGACAAAUAUAACCUAUUCAUAUUUGUGUCUUGACACCAUUUUUGUUCAGCUUUCCGUUUAUAUGAAUAGACUACGCUGUAUGUCUUCCCAAAUGAUGAUAGAUGCAUAGAAAAUUUUGUUGACAGGGAUCGUACAUUGAUUCGCGGCCGACGGACACUUCUAUUAACAAUUUAUGUUUUUAAAGCCGAGAAGCGCUUUUAUUAAUAUUAUGGAAUGCAUACUAGCUCUAUAACUACCAAUAUGUAACACAAUUGUUAUACAAAAAAGAAUUUACUUUCUUUUUUAUCUAUACAAAAUGUUGUAUAAAAUAUAGUCAGUGUUUAAUGGACUUAAAAGACCAAAUCAAAAUGGAGGGGGAGGAUUUUCAUCUUCAUUGGGAGGAAGAUGUAAAGCGUAAUAUUGUGGCAAGUGAAGAAGUAAUAUGUGGCCUUGAUAAUGUGCAAAAUGAAGCGUAUACCAAUAUGACUGAAGAAAUUAUUGAAGAUACUGAUCAAAUGGCAGCCGAAAAUCUUAUGUAUUUAUCACAAGAUGUAGUUACAUAUACAGAAAGUGCUGAGCUUGCUCAAGACCCGAACGUGGAAUGUGUUACCGAAGAGGUUGUUACUGAUGACUGGGUUAUAUCUGGUGGACAAGAAAGCUUUCCUUUCAGAGUGGAGGUGCCUUUAGAACAUUUAGCUAAUCCUAUUCAAGAUAUUAAAAUAGAAAAUGACAUUGAUGUUCCACUACCAACAGAUCAAGAUGAAUACACAGCUAUGCGUCCGUGGCCUUGUGAUUUCUGUUCACGGCGGUUUCGCAAAAAAGCGGCGUUGAUGAACCACAUGGUGGCGCACCAAAACGACCGCCCACAUGCUUGUAAUCUGUGCGGAGUUCGCUACGUGCGCAAGUGCGACCUUAUGAACCACCUCAAGGUGCAUGCGUUUGUUCCUGACGAGCCGGAUCCCGCGGACUAUCAGCAUGAUGAAAUUAUUGCUCAAACACCAUUGCCAAAAACUAAGAAAAAGAGAGGACGCCGGAAAAAGACGGCGGAGCCCGUCGAGGAGCAGAACGGAGUGCCGGAGAACAUGACGUCGGCGCGCACGCAGCAGUGGUCGCGCCGCGCGCGCGCGCCGUCCGCGCCGCCGCCCGCGCCGCCCUCGCCCUCGCCCUCCCCGCCGCCGCCCACGCCGCCGCCGCCCGCCGACCCUUCGCGGCCCUUCGUCUGUCGCCACUGUGGCGUCGGUUUUGCCAGGGAGAAGGCACUUCAGUCACAUUCUAGAGUGCACGGCGGCGACUCGCCCGUGGAGUGCGGCGAGUGCGGCGAGCUGUGCUGGUCGCGCGAGGCGCUGCGCUCGCACGCCGCGUCACGCCACCCGCACCUCGCGCACGCGCCCUCCGCGCCCAAGCGCGAACCCUCCUACGACGACUGCAACUCCGGUGACGAUAUGGAAUUCCGCCUAUCACCCCUGGCACACAGCGGCAGCGAGCGCGGCGAGAGGGAGCGCGACCGGGAGCGCGGGACGCUGGACGUACGUGGGCCCGAGCUCUUCUGCGGUGACUGCGGCGUGGCCUUCCAGCGGGCCGAUCUGCUGAGGCGACACGUCGCCGCUGCACACAGUUAUAAACGGCACGAUAGCACGAGCAGCACGUGGGAGCAGGAGCACACUUGCGACGUGUGCGGCGAGAGCUGUCCCGACGCACUGCAGCUGCUCGCGCAUGCGGAGCGACAUGCGGAGCGGCCGCGCACCAACAGAAUGAAGAGACUGGCCCGUGGUCGAAACAACACUUCGAGUAGUUUAAGGCAGUUCCCAUGCAGAGAAUGCGGCAAAGUAUUCGGAUCUCGUAGCUCGCAGCAGAUCCACAUUCGCAUACAUACCGGCGAGCGGCCCUACGCAUGUCGUUUCUGUUGGAAGGCAUUCGCAGACGGCGGCACGCUGCGUAAGCACGAGAGGAUACACACCGGUGAGAAGCCGUACGCAUGUGCUGUGUGUCCGCGCGCGUUCAACCAGCGCGUGGUGUUGCGCGAGCAUGUGCGCUCGCACCACUCAGCGCCCGACCGACGCGCUAAUGGUGGCUAUCAAUAUUGCUGCGUUGUUUGUGGACGACCUUUAAAUUCAAGCGCUGAAUUAGUCCAACAUCUUAUUCAGCACUGUGAUGAAAAUACAGCACUAAAAAGGCAACCCCAGAAUGGACCACGAAAAUACAAACGACGGCGAAAAGCGAGAGUGGAGGAGUCGCCAGUACACAACGAUUGGGAGCGCGCCACUACACCUUCGCCUGCGCGGUCGGCCUCCCCCGCCGGCGCGCCCUCGCCCUCCCCGCCGCGAGCCGCGCGCGCCCCGCGGGCCGCCCGCGCGCCGCGCGCCUACUCCCCGCCGCGCCGACGCCGGCGUCGCGCGCCGCCGCCCCCGCGACCCAAGAUGAUACACACUGAGGAGCCGCGACCUAGAACGAAACAGGUCCGGAGUCGCAGGCCACCCAGACACCCAGCGGACGACUUAAGAGCAAUCGGCCCUCAUUCCCCGUCACCGACUCCAGCCUCCCCCGUACCGUCACCGCCCUCUCCCUCCCAGCUCACAACCACUACGGAUGAAGGCCCAUAUAAAUGUGAAAUGUGCUCUUUGGAGUUUCCACGACGAGAUGCCUUGCUUCUGCAUGUUCCUGUUCACAUAUGACGUACGCGUAACCAAACUCGACGGAGGCUUCGUUCGCAACGUGUCGCUUAAAGUGGCCAAAGGUGUGACCCUCGUUGAACGACAUGUCGCACAACAAAAAGACUGAAAUCUCUCCUUAGUGAUACAUGGAUCCUAGAUGACAAUCAAUAUGUCGAAUAUUUCGAUGUAAAUUGAAUCAUUCACCAGGAUUUAAGGCUCCAGAUCAGACUAUAAUUGUCAUCGGAAUCUCUAUCAAGGGCAGUCUUACAAUAUUUCUUAACGUAACUUUAUUGAUAAUGCUAAUAUGGCCCUGGCAGCCAAAGAAUCAAGUCAAAGUAUUUGUUUAGUUACGUAAUUAUGUAACUAUAUAUUGUUGAUAUUUAACAUAAAAUGUAAUGUAAGAAAUCACUAAAUAACCAAUGUAAUUAUUAUAAAAUUUUGUAUGCCAAUACAAUAUGACAGUUUCAUUAUUAUUUGUAAAAUAAAAUAUUUGUAUCAUCAAUGUAUUUGUUUUAUGAUGACUGUUCUUGAAAAAUUGUCUUUUAUUAUCAGAUACUAGUUUCGGUUUUUUAUAUAUAUAUAUGUAUAUUCUUGUAUAAAAAUAAAUGUAGUUCAUACAUUAGCAAUGCCAUUUUGAUAAGAAAAAAAUCUACACAUGUUAUGUAUAUAUUAGGAAGACUAUUAAAAUAUACAUCAUUACCAUAAAUCAAACAAUAUCAUAUUGUUAUAGUAAGCCUCAGUAGCUUAUGUGCCGCCUUGCUAUACGAAAAUUGAUGGUCCUACCCCUGGGGCUCUUAUCGUGUCCAUUUUUAGAACUUGGUUACGACUUAGUUCGAAAAGUAAAAAUAUAUAUAAAUGCCUUUACAAUAAACAAAACAUAAACAAACACUAGCAAUAGUGUUUUUAAUAAACAUGCUGAUUAUAAUUACAGUUUCGUAUGAUAAAACACCAGUAUUACAUUUUUAUUUUAAAACUUUCACCACAGUCUACGCCCAAAGUCCUUAUUAUCAAUUAUUUAUUAAAUAAGGCGAAUAAUUAUAUAAGCCACUUAAAUUGACUGCAUAAUUCAACAUAAAAUAGCUUACUAUACAACAUAAAGAAAGGUUUUUGCAAAUUAAAUACAUAUUACGUGUAAUACAUUUUCAAUACUAUCAAUGUCGUUUUGUUAUUUACAAAGGAUAAUAAUGAUAAAUAUAGCAAGAUAUGAUUUUCAUAUAAAAACGCUUAACAAAACUGUCAUUUAUAUCUGGAAUAUAUAUAGUUUUAUAAAAUCAAUUUUUUUUUCUUUAUAAGUGAAGAAAACAUAAUUUUUAAUAUUUAUAUAAAUUAUUUAUUUAAAAAUUAUUUAUAUAAAUGUUUGGUAUGUAUAAUGUUUGAAACAAAAGCUUGAAUAUAACUAAAAAUCGACAAUCUUAUAUCUUCAAUAUUUAAUGUUUCCAGGGGAGGGUCAAUGAAAUGUAUUUUAAAAAUGCUGUUUAUGUAACAAAUUUCGUGAACUCAGCUUUCAUAAUAAAUAAAUUUGUAACCAGUUCAAUAAUUUAAGUUUGAUAUUAUGUGCAAUAUAAAUAUGUAUAAAAUUUAGGUGCAAAGUAUAAAUAUGAAGAAUC
Messenger RNA from Nymphalis io (European peacock), 4389 nucleotides. RefSeq names its product zinc finger protein 316-like. Gene Ontology annotation, biological process: regulation of transcription by RNA polymerase II. The record is from RefSeq and is a predicted model, not a curated record. Gene Ontology annotation, molecular function: RNA polymerase II transcription regulatory region sequence-specific DNA binding; DNA-binding transcription factor activity, RNA polymerase II-specific. Lineage: Eukaryota; Metazoa; Arthropoda; Insecta; Lepidoptera; Nymphalidae. Bases 476 to 2803 code for a protein of 775 amino acids. The transcript has 18 exons. Gene Ontology annotation, cellular component: nucleus.